CCUUGACACAAUAAAAACAAGUUUCCUAUUUCUUUAUUGUUAUUUUUCUUUUUCCUUUUUGUAAUUACCCUCUUUUACACAAACAAAAACAUGUCAGAUUAUGAAUACUUGACUACAGAAGAUACUCAACAAUUACUAGAGAGACUGAAUGAUUGGAGAAAAGGAAUAUGCCCAAAUGGACUGUUGGCUACUGAACGAUGCUUUGUUUUGAAGAAAAUGCCAAAAAUUAGAAAGAUAAUAAACAAUCUAGAUGAUGUAACAACUGAAAUCGUAUCUGAAUCCAUCUGGAUAGAUCAUCUUAUCAAAUCUAGUGCUAUCACCACAAUGAACGAUGACAGUCUCAUCCAAUCUUUAUCCCAACUUUACGUCUUGUUUCAUUCAGCAAACACGCUCAAAACACAGACAAUACUCCAUUCUAUUCAACUAGACAAAUAUGCUGUGUUUAAUGUGGAUGAUAUUCUAAGACCUACUGAAUCGCUUGAGACUGCAAUUCGAGGCAUAUUUCAUCAAUCAGAUACAAGCAUAAGAUGGGCCUUAUUAUUAUCCUUAUGGGAUAAGUUUGGUUAUUUUUGGCCAAGAAAGAUUAUACUAGGUUACAAAAAUCAUCUUUGCCAAUCAUUUAGAAACACAAACGACUUUUAUCACGUAUUGAAUUCACUCAAGGAUCAGCAACUAAAGGCAGCCAAAGUACACCGAGCGUUAUCAUUAGAUGAUUGCACAAUAAUUGCCAGAUUAGAUCUGACACCUCUGCAUGAUUUUUUCCCUGAACCUUACAAAUCAAUGAUCAAUGAGAUGAUCCAAUCCAAAUAUAUCCAAAUUAGCGUAAGUCAGUCUAUCAAGCUAUACAACAUCGCAACCAAUAGCUAUCUAUGUUGGGAUUAUACACCAUCGAAACAUAGCGAUCCGUAUCUGGUGCGCGCCAUACCUGCAGACCAUCUAAAGGAUGUCAACCAAAAACACUACCUCUGGAAACUAUCUUAUACACCCACAUCUGUCGCUUCUAUUCCCUUACGUGGAUCAACUAAAGUAUACAUUCAACCGGCUCAUCAGCUGCCUCAACAGGUUACUCUUUCCUGCAAGCCCGCUGAAUAUGAUGCAAUGACCCCUCAGCAAUUACAUUUUUCUCGUAUUAAAGCGCUACGGCUAUUACCUAUGGAUCAUAUUACUUAUCAGUAUGAACAGUUAACAUGGUUAUUAGACUACCCAAACAACCAUUUGAAAUACAUCACUGACUAUCAACUUAAUGUCAAGCUAAACAUCAAUGAGCAUAUCAAGAGAGUAAAACCAUUGCUCGAAGGAGAUACCAUUCAGCUACAGCAAAUUGGUCUAUUGACUGCAUUUUAUCCUAUAGAAAAGCCUGUAGAUUUGGCGAGUGAUAAAGUGCCCAAGCUCAGCACAAAAAAGUCUAGAAACAACGUUUUAUGUAUUGAUGAAGAUAUUAUUAGAGAAAGAUAUGCAAAGAAUACAAUAUGGAAAAUGCAACUUGCAACAGCAUCAUCUUCCACUAUUAAUAUGCAAUUGAGCAACUUGAAAGUGAUUAAGCGUGAAUAUCUAAUCCCAGUGCAGAUAAUAUAGGCUCUCGUACCUCGUUCUAUACUGAUUCACAAUCAAUAAGGACACCAACAAGAGGAGGAUUACUUAGGAGAACUCAGUCCUUUAGCUCGUUCGAUUCUGUAUCAAGUUCUCUCAGGACAUCUAGCCAUUACACAGACAAAGCUCCUUAUUUCGAAAACUUGGUUACAUCCAAACUUACGACCAAACUGGUGUCUCAGUUUAUGAGAAAGGUAACGUUAGAGCCCAUUGCUCAGCUAGUCAAACCACAUCGUGCAAAGGAUAAACGCGUAU
Messenger RNA from Rhizopus microsporus ATCC 52813, 1845 nucleotides. RefSeq lists its product as uncharacterized. The coding region runs from base 91 to 1575 and encodes 494 amino acids. The record is from RefSeq and is a predicted model, not a curated record. The transcript has 3 exons. NCBI's taxonomy places the organism in Eukaryota, Fungi, Mucoromycota, Mucoromycetes, Mucorales, Rhizopodaceae.